AAAAAAGUGAAGCAAGCGAAUCAAAAAAAUGUCCAUAUGUUGUUUAAAUGUUCUUAUCAUCCUGUGGCUGGUUACGUUGUGCAUGGGAAAAUCAAACUACGACGUGAAAUUUGAAUCGAUUCAGAAUAUAAAGGGGGAAGAGAAAACCCUGGUGGAAUUCAAUUUGAAAAUAAUUGGACGAUAUCGAAGGAUCAAUGGAUCCAUCCUGUUUCACGUUGAUUUGGAUGAGCAUUUUGACGUAUGGAUGGAUUUCGCGAAAAUUAAGAAUGGAGAAUGGAUUCCAAUGAAUUUAAAAAUGCACACAAAGCCAUGCAAUUUUUUCAAUAACGUUUUUGAAAAAUAUUGUAAAUCAAUGCUUAAGAACUCGAAUUUCCCCACUGGCGAUGGCGUGUGCCCGAUAAACAAGGGUGAUUAUUAUCUCAAAAAUAGUUUCUUGUCCACUGACUAUUUGCCAACGUCCAUAAUGAAAGGGCUCAGCAAAUGCACUUUUACAAUUAGAGAAGAUGGAAAAAUUGUAGGUGGACUUGAAGUGGUAUUGACUUUAUUUGAACGCAGCACUUGAGCAACCAGAGUAUUGGAGGAAUCCUCAAACAAAAACCCUCAACUUCCGAUCCAAACAAAAA
Drosophila guanche is the source of this 623-nucleotide messenger RNA. RefSeq lists its product as uncharacterized. The transcript has 2 exons. The record is from RefSeq and is a predicted model, not a curated record. Lineage: Eukaryota; Metazoa; Arthropoda; Insecta; Diptera; Drosophilidae. The coding region runs from base 29 to 562 and encodes 177 amino acids.